GUUGAUUUGGUCGGAGGUCUGGAAAAUGGUCGUCCAAGAGGAGAAUCCCAGUUCUGGGGAAAAUGUGGAGAAAACUGAGACUGGGACAGGUGUUGCAGAGCCAGCAAAGAUCUUUAAGGUUGAGAUUUUGCACAUGAUCAAGGAUGCACAGCAGCAGCAUGGUCUCCGUCAUGGCGACUUCCAACGGUAUCGUGGCUACUGCACCCGUCGCAUUCGUCGUCUCCGCAAGGCAUUGAAAUACCCGCAGGGCGACAAGCGACACUUCAAGCGACGCGAUGUGACCAUUACUCAGUUGACAGGCAAGAAGGCGGAUGAACGCUACAUUCAUAUCCCACUGAUCAGUGCCGAACGGGCCUGGGCCUAUGCCAUGCAGCUGAAACAGGAGUCCAACACGGAACCGCGCAAACGUUUCCAUUUGAUCAGCAAGCUUCGAAGGGCGUGCUUCUAUGCCUUGCAAUUGCAGGAGUUGUGCAAAACGGAUGCCUUUGAUGCCCGCACGAAGCUGGAGUGUGAGGCUUAUGUAGCCUGGAUGCACGGCAGCCUGCACUUCGAGUUGCAGCUGUGGCAGACAGCCGGUGAGCAUUUAAAGCGUGCACAGGUCGUGUAUGAGAACCUGGCCGCGGCCCUGCCAGACGAUGAGCAAGAACUGUAUCGGGCCAAGGUGAACGAGUUUACACCGAAUCUGCGCUAUUGCGCCUAUAACAUCAGCGGAGGAGCUAGUGGCGGCGAUCUCGAUGAGAUACUAGAGCUGCGUGCCCAAGGCGUACUCGAGAACUUGGAUGUGCUGGUCAGCCAGACGAAAACUGAGAGCAGCGAGGGACUGCAGACGAUUGAUUGGCGUGGCCGUAAAGUCACUGUGCGUCCGGAGAAGGUGCGUCUGUUCUUGCUCAGUGCCCAGGAGCUGGACAAGUCGUUGGCCAAGGCAAGCAAAAUAGAUGCCAAGAUAGAGCUGAUCGAGCGCAUCCUAAUGGACUGCAAGGACGCCAUCCAGGCGGUGCGGGAUGAGAUCAAGCAGGAUCCCAAGCUGCGUUCAUUGACAACCGGGCAGACAGUCUCUGGCGUGCAGUAUUUGCUGGCCUACUUGAGCUACAUUCGUCAUAGCCGGACACUGCAGCGUAAUCUGUGCCUCGUGGAGCAGGCCAAGCUCAAUUUUGUCGAUCCCAACCAGAAGUCGGAAGUUGUGGGCGAUGGCAAACGCGUGCGAUCACAGGAUCUUGCCCGCCUCUACGAAAUCAUCUUGCAGAAUGUCACCGAGAUGCAGCAAAUCAACGGCAUGGAGGAGGAUGCCAAGUAUCAAAGUGAGGUAGAGAACCUGGCCAUUACUUUCAAGGCCUUCCGCUGCUACUACAUUGCUCUCACGCUGAUCGAUAUGAAGAAGUGGAAGGAGGCAGUGGCGCUGUACGAGCGCGCCUCCAACUACGCCAACGAGGCGCUGAAGGGCAAAGCCUGUCCAGAGUUCCAGCAGCAGUUGGAACUUACAACGCUCGUGUCCAUUAUCGACGGCUGCAAGUUCUCUGCCCACGCGUAUAGUGUGCUCGAGGACGACAAUAGCGAGGCCGGUACUACCACAAAGGCGCAGAAAACAACGAAACCGCUCUAUGAGCGUCUGUCACAAUACAAGGAAGACCAAUCGCUCCACACCAAGACCCCCAAUGUGUUCAAGCUCACACCCGACAUGGAGCCCAUUCCGUGCAAGCCGCUCUUCUUCGAUCUGGCUAUGAAUUACGUAGAGUUGCCCUCGCUGGAGGACAAACUGGAGCAAGAAGGCAAGAAGGGCGCCUCCAUUACUGGCUUCGUCAAGGGAUUCCUGGGCUGGGGCGGCGGCGGCGGCAACAAGUGAGGUAGCACCCAAUGGCCCAUUCUUCUGGAAUUCCACUCAUCAAUGUUACACUUAUAAAGAGUUCAGAUACAUGUCCAGGCGUACAUUGAUCCGCUGUUCUUUAUAGGUUCUUUGUUUUGGCUUUUACCCACGCCCGGCUUUUGUAUAGACGAAAUAUUAAUUUUCAAGGAACCAUUUUUUAAGUUAAAAAUUGAAAAAUUAUUUGGUAAUAAAGGAACCUACAACACAA
Drosophila persimilis is the source of this 2069-nucleotide messenger RNA. RefSeq names its product signal recognition particle subunit SRP68 (gene Srp68). The transcript is spliced from 4 exons. NCBI's taxonomy places the organism in Eukaryota, Metazoa, Arthropoda, Insecta, Diptera, Drosophilidae. The record is from RefSeq and is a predicted model, not a curated record. The coding region runs from base 26 to 1840 and encodes 604 amino acids. Gene Ontology annotation, biological process: SRP-dependent cotranslational protein targeting to membrane. Gene Ontology annotation, cellular component: signal recognition particle, endoplasmic reticulum targeting. Gene Ontology annotation, molecular function: signal recognition particle binding; endoplasmic reticulum signal sequence receptor activity; 7S RNA binding.